UACAUUUGGUAUGAAAGGGACAAAUAGCAGCAUGUCGUGUACAACUGAAGCUGGGCAUGUUCGUUUAGGGGUUCUGUCCCUUUAAGUCGGGGUCUAACCUGACCUCUCUGACCGAUGCCUGCCUUGCUGGCUUUGUGCGAUGGCUGCAGCAGUGUUCCGCGUGCCGCUGCUCUGGUCUGCGCCGCUGUACUGCAGAGGCUUUUCAGUCCAGAGCAGCAGAGCACAGGCAGAGGAUGGGGAUACCAUAAACUGUCGCAUCAUUGAUUGGAUCGCUGUAACGGCAGGGAAAUCACCUCCGUAGCGAUCGUUCAUUUAUUUAUUUUUGCCUGCUGCUCUUUUUAUUGCUUUGUCACCUAUAUGUGCUCCUAUCCAACACCAGAUGCUUCUCACCACCCACUCUCCCGUUCCUCACCAUCCUGCCCCGCACAACCUCUGCUCCUCCUCUCUCUUUUCCUCCUGCUCGUUUCCCCCACUCCCUCCUCCCCUCUUACUCUCCGCUCGUCGGGAGAGCAGCGACACCUCGGCUGCCUGCGUCAGCCGGCCCCGCGAAGCCCCCGCCAGCCAGUGAGAGCUGCCACUGGAGGCUGCCGUAUCCUGCAGAGAGCCAAGUGCUUGUGUGUACGUGUGGAAGAGUGUGCGAGCGUACGCAGAUGGGAGAUCUGGUGAGUCAGGGAACGCUGCCUCUCAUCUCUCCGCUGUCGUCGCCCUCCUCUGCUCUCUCUCCUCUCCUCCUCUGCUGCCAUGGAGCUCCGGUGGGCUGAAUCACGGCGACAUCUGCAAAAAGGGCCGAGAGCUCCUCUGUCUACCGGACAGCCCUGAUUGCCAGCACAAAAGCGUCAAGUAUCCUCAACCAUGCAUGUUUGACAAGAUUUACAUGGUCGCCUCUUUUCAGCAUGUAGAGUUUCUGCUUUCUUAAGAAAAAAAAGGAGAGAAAUCCAAUAUCUACACCUGGAUUUUCCUCAUUAACUGAACAAAAGUUUAUCUCCAUGGCAGGUAGAUGCACAUGUGUGUGUGUUGUGCUUGGGCAACUAUGAAGAGGACGUGGACAUCAGGCUCUGCGGUUGUGUUCUUCAACACACUGGCCUUGUCCUGGACAGGUGCAAUUGAGCCCACGCCUAAAAUUGACGGAAGGCACCUGGCGGCUGUGACUCUGCAGGAGAACAUGACUCACAGGUUCAACUGCCAAUCGGACGGAUGGGACCCCCGCGCCCCUCCUUUGCUGACCUGGUACCUGAACGGGGAACAGAUGCAAAGAGAGCCAUCACCGGACCGUGGCCGUCUGCAGAUGACGUCACAAAAAGAUUCGGAGGCAAAGAGACCAGGGACCAAUAACAACAGCACCUUCUCUCUUCGGGCCCGGAAGUGGGACAGAGAGCUGGUGUGUGUCGCUUCGAACCCCAGGACAGGGGAGAGCUACAACGCCACGGUCACACUUAACGUCCAGUUCCAACCAGAGAUCCUCAGGGUAAAGGCCCACUACAGUGAAACCUCAGACCCGGGCCUCUCCCUGGUCCUCUUCGCCUUGGUACGGUCCAACCCGCCCGCCACCAUCACCUUCGUGGACCAGUCGGGCCAGUUGGUGGCCAAUGCCUCUGACUUCCUCAUCCUUGACUCACGAAGCCACCCCUGGCUGACCAAUCACACACUGAAGGUCACACUGGGUAGCCUAUCAGGGAACAUCUCAUUAAACGUCAGCAACAGCGUGGGAACGGUGCAAAGCAACCUCACACUUGCAGAGUUCCUCCAGUCUCGCGUGGAAGUGCCCAUGCUGGGAAUAGUAACCGGGGGUGCCAUGGCAUUCAUGGCCCUUCUCAUCCUCAGCCUGAUAGUUCUCUGCCUCAUGCAAAAAAACAAGGGCAAGUCCUAUGAUGAGCCAGUGGAGAUUCUGAUGACCAAGAAAAGCGAGUCAGCAAAUCUGAAGACAGAGAAAGCAGAUAAGACCCACAUUCCUCGAGAGAACAUGUCUCUGCCUUCCAACAUGCAGCUCAAUGACCUCAGUGCUUUGAGAAAAGCCCGAGAGGCUGCCCAGCAAAACAGCGUGGGAGAAAAGACGGAGGAGGAGGAGGAAGAUCUGUCUUUAGCCUACGCAGCAAGAGGUUUUGCCAGAUAUCCAAUGGUGGGCUACAUCUAUAGGGUGAAGAGCACAAGUAGUGAGGAGAUCUGGCUCUGACUGACCUCUGCGGGAGGGGCUUUGUAUGUGCAUGCAUAGGUACUUCUAACAACGCAGCUGUCUCAGAGAAAACCCAGAGCAACUGCCACUCUGCCCAUUCAAACAAUCAUCAGUUACCUUUAAGAUGGAACCAGGCCCCAGAGACUGAACUUGAAUUUCCAAAGCAAAGACAUGUUUUUUCCCCUUGUUUUUUAAUCUUAAAGUGAAACAAGUGCUCAGGUGUUUGCACAGUUAACAUCUUGUCUCAACGAUGCAAAGUAAAGCAACAUAUUUCGUGUAAACAGAUGCUAAUAACGUAGUCUCCAUUGUUGCAUUAAUGGAAUGCAUUCAUACUUCUACACUAACCAGAACGUUACUUGUUGAACGGUAGUAUCUGAAUAAGAUGGUGCAUAAUAUGAUAUAUAUCAUUGUCUAUGUAUAUGUGACAUGCCAUCUAUUUUACAUUUAUAUGCAAAUGUAUAUGUGUAUAAAAGAGGAUGAAAAUAAAGAUUGUAUGCAAG
Messenger RNA from Menidia menidia (Atlantic silverside), 2670 nucleotides. Lineage: Eukaryota; Metazoa; Chordata; Actinopteri; Atheriniformes; Atherinopsidae. The record is from the annotation of a GenBank genome assembly.